UCACUUCGGGAUUUAUCGGAUGACUCCGAGGAAAGUGACGGAGUCCUGGAUGUCCGUAACUGGAAAACCCCGCGGCAGCUCGUACAGAUUAAAAGUCCAAACUGCUGCAAAUGGAAGCUGAAAGAGAAGAGCGCGAGUUUACCGGCGGACCGACACCGAGACAGCGACAGCCGCCCUGACAGAUAUGAACCCUGCGAUCGGUGAGAAACUAACUUUUAUUAUCAUGUGAAGGCAGACAGGCCGCUUAAAUCAGCAGAAAGUUGCAUGGGGUUUGGUGGAGGAGCCACUGCUGCGAUCAGAAACGAACUUUAACAGAAUUACAUGAAAAGAGAUGACCUGAGGGCACCCGCACACCGCGCGCACACCGCGCGCACACCUCACUACCUGAAACUCAACAGGUAUGGAAGCAGAGAGAGAAGAAAUGAAAGCUGGACUUUAAGAUCCUCUCUGGUGAAUUCAGAAAGAUUUUAAGGUUACUUUUAUUGUGAAAAUUGUCUUGGACAAAAGGAAAUUGCUGCAUCAAGCAAAACACAACAAUAAAAACAAUAAAAACACAUAAUAUAAGAAUGUAUGCAGACAUAAGCCUGACACAAGUAGGAGACGAAACCAGCUCAGAGAUGUGUCGGGGUUCAAUAUUAGUUUUAUCAUUGUGUUCUAAAUAGUGAUAAUUAUAAUAUAAUGAUAAUACAAAUUAACUAUAACGACAACAACCAUAAUAAUAACAAUAAUAAUAAUAAUGUUUCUCCUGCAGUUUACGCGCUGCUGCACUGCUUCCUGUUUGCAGAUUUAAUCCACUCAGCUCCCAUCAGCUCGCCGUCCGACCUGCUGGCGGCGCUCAGAGAAGGGGCGCUCAGAGAGGCGGCGGAGCGAGUGAAGGCGCUAGUGGAGAAAAUCCUGAGAGACGUCCCCGCCGUGCACGCUGCCACAGUCACAGCCGAGGGUUUGACCCUUGACCCCUCGACCUCGACAACAAACCUGCAGAUGAUGGUGGCAUCACUGGGGAUCCCCCCCGCCCCUGUCCUCAAACCGCCGUCCGAACACUUCUCUCUGGACGUCUGUGUGAGCCGCAUGUCAGCGGGUAGUCAGCUGUACCAGGGCAUGCUGGGAGUUUUAUCUGACAGGCUGAGCGGGCUGAGCGACCUGCGAGCCGACCUCCGAGACCUGCACACGCACAUCCACAAGAUGAAGGAGGCGGCUCAGCUCGGCGCCGGCGAGGCAGAUCAGAACCAGAGUCUGGAACUGGCCUCCCGUCUCCACGGCCACUACGAGGUGCAGGUGGCGGCACACCUGGUGCUGACGCAGCUCCGCUCCUUCUGUCACGACCUGAUCCGCAGCCUGAGAGCUGUCGCCACCUACAAGCCGCCAGCUGCACACUAAGCCCCGCCCACAACCUACAGGCCGCUAAACCCCGCCCGCUACAGGUCGCUAAGCCUCGCCCAGCACCUACAGGCCACCAGCGGGGUUAAAGGCGUCUAAAGGUCGUGACCUCUGCAGGAAUCAGCUGAGUCGGCCUGCAGUGCCUCAUGGGAGAUAUUUUCAGGAGUUUUUUUCCUCGUGAGUUUCCGUACGUCAGAGUUCAGUCAAUAAUUCACUGGAAGUAGUUUAACAACAUGCAGUUCUUCUUCUGGGGCAACAAAAUAUUCCUUGUAAAGUAGAUUUUUUAUAUGAAUGUCUUCAGAUCCAUCAGGACAUGAAGAAACUUUUAAAUGAAGCCGACGACACUGAAAGAAACGUCGAGUUUUACAGAAGAAGAAGACUCUCAGGAAUGAUGAGAUAAAGACGGAGCUGCAGGUCUGAGCCUGUCGCUGAGCUGCUGCUGCUGCACUUUAUCUUCACAGGCAGUUGAUCCACCAGGAAUUCAUCAAAUCUGGACAAAAGACUACAAACGUUUUUCAGUUUUAAAAUAGAAUAAAAAUAAUCUUGAGUUGCAGCUCCAGUCAGAAUUGUUUUUACAGAAAUUAAAAGCUUCUCCAUUGGGAGACUUUUAUUGUGAAGCAUACAGGAAGUGGUCCGAGUGUUAAAGAGAGGAAACAUGUUGUUUCUGUAUAUUAAUAUUAUUAUUUAUAAAUAAUUCUAAAAAAGUAUUAUAUUUGUAUUUAUUUGUUAUUUAUGCUAAAAUAUACAUAUUUUUAAAUUUGUAUGAUU
Molecule: messenger RNA, 2145 nt
Organism: Cottoperca gobio
Lineage: Eukaryota; Metazoa; Chordata; Actinopteri; Perciformes; Bovichtidae
Product: granulocyte colony-stimulating factor-like
Exons: 4
Coding region: 679-1377 (232 amino acids)
Biological process (GO): positive regulation of myeloid cell differentiation
Molecular function (GO): cytokine activity
Source: RefSeq, a predicted model, not a curated record